AUGUACAGUUGGGAAACUUGUCAACCAGUAGGUAGUUUUCUCCCUCAGCCAGAGUGGACCGCAUGGGACCAAACCGUUGAGUAUUGUGCUCUUGCUUAUCAGCGUUAUAUUGUCAUCUCUACAUUGCGCCCCCAGUAUAGAUGCCUUGGAGAUGUUGCAAUUAGUCAUGCCACUGGAGCAGUUUGGCAGCGGAGACAAUUGUUUGUGGCUACACCAACUACUAUCGAAUGUGUUUUUGUGGAUGCUGGAGUUGCACCCAUUGACAUAGAAACAAGAAAGAGAAAAGAAGAGAUGAAGCUAAGAGAGGCACAGGCAAGAGCACUUGCUGGUCAUGGAGAGUUGGCUCUAAUCAAUGUAGAUGGUCCCCAAACUGCUAAAGAAGAAAAAAUAACACUGAGACCACCUAUGUUACAGGUGGUUCGACUAGCUUCUUUCCAGCAUGCUCCUUCUGUGCCACAUUUCCUGUCGUUGCCAAAGAAAUUUAAAGUUGGUGGGGAUGACAUGGAAGAAAGAAAGGUUAAUGAGAUAGCUGUUGGUGGUGGAGGGGUCUCAGUAGCAGUUACUCGUUUUCCAACUGAGCAAAAGCGACCAGUCGGACCAGUAAUUGUGGUUGGCGUGAGAGAUGGAGUUCUUUGGCUCAUUGAUAGGUACAUGACCGUGCAUGCUUUGUCCCUAAGCCAUCCAGGAAUUCGUUGUCGGUGUCUCGCUGCUUAUGGAGAUGCUGUUAGUGCAGUGAAAUGGGCAAUUCGGCUUGCCAGGGAACACCAUGAUGAUUUAGCACAAUUUUUGCUUGGAAUGGGCUAUGCGAAUGAAGCACUUCAUUUACCUGGCAUAUCUAAGAGGUUAGAGUUUGAUUUAGCCAUGAAGAGUAAUGAUUUGAAACGAGCUCUUCAGUGUCUUCUUAAAAUGAGCAACAGCAGGGACAUGGGACAAGAUAACCCAGGGCUUGAUAAGAAUGAUAUCCUUAAUCUAACAGCUAAGAAGGAAAAUUUGGUUGAGGCUGUGCAAGGCAUAGUAAAAUUCGCAAAGGAGUUUUUGGACCUUAUUGAUGCAGCUGAUGCUACUGCCCAGGUUGACAUUGCUCGUGAAGCUCUUAAAAGGUUAGCUACUGCAGGUUCAGUGAAAGGAGCUUUACUGGGGCAUGAGUUAAGAGGACUGGCUCUUCGCCUUGCAAAUCAUGGAGAGUUGACACGCUUGAGUGGUUUAGGAACUAACUUGAUAUCACUCGGAUUGGGACGGGAAGCGGCGUUUGCAGCUGCAUUAUUGGGAGAUAAUGCUCAUAUGGAAAAGGCAUGGCAGGAUACUGGGAUGCUUGCAGAGGCUGUUUUACAUGCACAUGCUCAUGGACGAUCAACAUUGAAGAGCCUGGUUGAGGCUUGGAACAAAGUGUUACAGAAGGAGGUGGAUCACAUUCCAACGGCAAAGACAGAUGCUACUGCUGCAUUUCUGGCUGUUCUUGAGCCGAAACUUUGGAGUUUGUCAGAAGCAGGGAAGAAACCACCUAUUGAAAUCUUUCCUCCUGGGAUGUCAGCACUCUCUUCUUCAAUUGUUAUUAAGAAAAAUUCUGCUCCUGCAACACAGACUUCCCAGCAACAAUCGAACAAACCAUUGGAAAUAGAAGGACCACGUCCUAGUGGACCAAUUGGAGCACCAAUAGGUGCACCACCCCCCAGUGCAUCAGCUGCAGUACCAGGCACUCCAAUAGGAGCACCAACUCCAAGUGCACCAGCUGCAACACAAGGCACACCGGUAGGAGCAGCACCUCCUGGGGAAGCAGUUGCAAAACAAGGCACACCAAUAGGAGCGCCAUCUCCAGGUGCAACAGCUGCAACAUUGGGCAUGCCAAUAGGAGCACCACCUCCUGGCACAGCAGCUGCAACACCAGGCACACCAGUAGGAGCACCACCUCCCGACACACCAACUGCAACACCAGGCAUGGCAAUAGGAGCACCACCUCCUGGCACACCAGCUGCAACACCAGGCAUGGCAAUAGGCGCACCAUCUCUUGGUACAUCAGCUGGAACACCAGGCAUGCCAAUAGGAGCACCACCUCCCAGUACAUCAGUUGCAACACCUGACAUGCCAAUUGGAGCAACUCCUCCCAGUGCAGCAGCUGCAGCACCAGGCACACCUAUAGAAGCACCACCACCUGGCACUCAAGCUGAAAUAUCAGCAACGCCAUCAAGAGGACCACCUACUGAUGCAUCAGCUGCAACUCCAGGCAUGGUGACAGGAGCACCACCUCCAGCAGCAAAGCAAAACACAACAACAGGAGCAUCACCUCCAGCAGAAACAUCAGGCAUGACAACAAGAGCACCAACUCCUGAUGCACCAGAUGCAACACCUGGCAAGCCAAUAGAAGCACCACCUCCUGGUGCACCAGCUGCAAGACCAGGUACGCCAAUAGGUUCACCAUCUCUUGCUGCGCCAGCUGCAACAACAGGCAUGCCAGUAGGAGCACCACCUACCAGUGCACCGGCCGGAAAACAAAGCACGCCAACUGAAGCACCAUGCCCUGCUGCACCAGAUGCAAGACAAGGCUCACCAAUAGGAGCACCAGCAGCAACACCAGGAAUGUCAAUUGGAGCACCAGCUGCAACACCAAGCACAUCAAUAAGAACGCCACCUCCUGGUGCACCGGCCGCAACACCAAGCACGCCAAUAGGAGCACCACCUCCCAAUGCACCAGCUGCAACACUAGGAAAGCCAAUUGGAGCACCACCUCCUGGUGCACCUGCUGUAGCAUCAGGGACACCAAUAGGAUCACCACCUCAUGGUGCACAAGAUGCAACACCACACACAUCUAUAGGAGCACCACCUCCUCUUGCACCCGCUGCAGCAGCAAUAGGUGCACCACCACCCAUAUCAGGAGCAAGUGAACCUGGUUCAGAUGAUAAAGCUGCUAUUUCCUCAUCAGGCAAUCAACAUACGACUGCUUCAGUAGAAAGUAAUCCAACAAAGUCUACCAAUGACAAACCAGCAGAUGCAACACCAACAGAUAAACCAUUGGCAGAUGUACCAUCUCUAACACCAGAUAACCAAGAAACAAGUGUUCCAACUACAGACCCAACAAGUGAACCACUUGCUUGAGUCUGUUAGGACUAGGACUAGCACAUAAUGAGUUUAUAGUAAUUUAACUGAUUCCAGACAACAACAAUUUGAUUUCAUUCAUAUGAACUACCGUGAUCCUUGAUAGGAUUCGGAAAAAGAACCAGCAGCAGGAGCCCAUUUUUGUGAGUGCAUCAAUGUGGACAUAUUUGAUUUAUCUAGACUUCGGUUUGGCUUGAUCGAAAUCUGUAAGUAGGGAUUAUAUUUGUUCUUGAUUUGGCUUUUCCACUC
Molecule: messenger RNA, 3339 nt
Organism: Gossypium raimondii (Peruvian cotton)
Lineage: Eukaryota; Viridiplantae; Streptophyta; Magnoliopsida; Malvales; Malvaceae
Exons: 8
Coding region: 1-3090 (1029 amino acids)
Source: RefSeq, a predicted model, not a curated record